AUGGCGUACCACUUGGAGGAACACUUAUUGAAUAGUCUUUUAAGUAUUGGAGGUUCAGGGUCGACGUACUUGUAUGGGUUUUUCGACAAAGAAUGGAAGGAAGGGAUGAGUCAACAUGAAACCGAGGAACUGGUUGUUAAAGCAGUCUCUCUUGCCAUUGCUAGAGAUGGCGCCAGUGGUGGGAUUGUGCAGAAUGUGACUAUAAACUCUCAAGGGGCGACGAGAAAAUUCUAUUUCGGCGAUUUGCUUCCCUUGUGGCAGGAAGAGCUGGAACCACAGGACUCAUUACUUGAUUUUCUUCAAUCUCAACCAAAACCAAUAUAA
Messenger RNA from Oldenlandia corymbosa var. corymbosa, 324 nucleotides. NCBI's taxonomy places the organism in Eukaryota, Viridiplantae, Streptophyta, Magnoliopsida, Gentianales, Rubiaceae. The record is from the annotation of a GenBank genome assembly.